AAUCAAAUAAAUACGCGCUCAAUUAAGUCAGUGCUGUAAGGCAGCCCUCACAAAAUAAACAAAAUCAUCAGGAACUCGGACUCACUGAACUGUAGAGAUGGAUGAUCCUCUUAAACCAAAGCCCAUUCCCCUGGCGGCAGAGACUGUGUUAUGGUUCGAAUUUUUAUUAGAUCCAGAACUGAUAACAAAACAUCUGAGAAAAUCCAAUCCCGAUCCUACCGCUUUGGAAUUACUUACUCAAUUCAUUUCUAUGACCCCGGACAAUGUGGUCGUUCAGCAAUUCGAUUUAACUAGUGCGGAACCCACCGCCAUACCCGGUGGACCUGCUGGUGUUGUAGGUACUGCGCCCAGCAAUGACUGCUUGCGUCUGACACGCAAACAAAUCGCUUUAAAGGUGCUGGCCUUAAAAGUGGCCACUUGGCUUAAAUGGAACCUGGAUGUUUUCGAGAAAAACCUCUCUAUACCCAAACAAUUAUUUUUGCUGCGAGAUUUAUGCACAAUAAGUUUUGGAAAGUGCGUAGGAAUACCACUGACGAAUGAGUUCCAGCCUACAAUAACGCCAGAUGGCAAUGAAAAAGCUGCAAAAUUUGCUCUGACAUUUUACCAUCGUUGGGUUUUGCGUUUACAGAUUCUAAAGGAUAUCGCUGUAAAGGCUGCCAGACCCACAGGUAUGGGAAAUAUGUUUGUGCCCAUGGAGCCAAUGCAUCAAUUCUUUGCUCCCGACAUCUUGCCACAGCCGAGUAUUGAUUACCUUCAGGAUCUUUGCAAAUCUACCGAGCCAUUUCAUGUUUUUGCCUACGAGACGUUUAAACCUCCUCACCCAAAUGAAGAUCAAAGCGUUCCACAGCAAUUUGAAUCCCUGUUUCAAAUAUCACCAGCCGAACUGAGAACCCAAAUCUAUUAUGAUUUGGUCAAUUUCUAUCUUUAUACCAAGCAAUACCCUUUGGCACGCGAAGCGGUUAGUGAGUGCCGCCGCUAUUUAGAUUUAACCAAAGCUGAAUAUGAAAUGAUAGGCAAAACAUCAUCACAAUUUGUAUUUUGUCAUGUAAAUGAAGAUGAGCUGGAAGGUUAUCUGCUGGCCUGUGGCUUAAGCGCCCAAUCGCAGACAUUAACAGAACGUUUUAAUAUGGCUCAACUGAUCCAGUACAAGGAUAUUCUCGAAAUUCUUAAACUGGACAAUCGAGCACGAGAAAUUCCUUUGGUAAAUAGGCGCAUAGUAGAGCUGGACAUAGAAGGAUCCAUUUCACAGGGAAUUCUCAAGGAAAGCCGACAGUUGGAAAUGCAAGUUGCUGCUUUGAAUGUCAUACGCAGCAUAUUCGAAGAGGGAAACAUUUUUGCCAGCGUCGAAUAUUUUGAAAAAUACAGUCAAAUGGGUUGUUUCACUGCUUUAGCUGAUGGCAUUAUGGAUAUUUUACCUCAUGCCACACUAAGUGAACGCAAUCUAUUGAGCCAAUUUGUUGUCAAUAUCAUCAUAAAACAUCAAAAUAAACAAUGGCUACAAGAGGCCCAACAAUUGAAUUUGUUUUCGUCGACCGAAAUCAAAGAUUUGGAGCAACAAAUCCAAGAAGAAGAAUUGCCACAGCCGGCAUUGGCUUUGUUACAUGAAUGGAAAUUUACUUCGAAAAUGCCCCGCAUCGAGAUCGGUUCCCUGGAGAGGCAAUUAAUUUCAUGCACAAAUGCCAAUACGGUGCGAAAACUUUUGGUUAAAUUGGCGGCCACCAAUCCUACAAAGCCAUUGUGGACAGUAAAUCCAAGCUGGGAAAUAGCUACACCAAUUAAGUCAUUAUUAAUGUCCAUGCAAAGGGGGUUCCUGCAAGAUUUUGCCUAUGUUUUACUGGGGAAGUCGCGUGAAUUGACCGCCAAAGGAGACUUUAUAGGAGCAGUCUCAAUGCUAAGUGUGUUAAAAUCAGAAACACAAAGACCAGAACUUUCAAACUCUUCUAUCAUAUCCAAGUUAGGAAAAUUGGUCAGCUGGGAAAUUUUGUUGAUACAAAUCACUCAAAGCUUAGACGAAUGGAAUCACAAAACCUUGGAUUUACAAUCGCUGGGGAAUCGUUGUAAACAAUGUCUUACUUCAUUGCAGACCAAUGACAACAUUAUACCACGCAUAGAAAUCAUUGAAAGUUGUGCCACUAUGUUAUUAAAUCUUAGCGACUGGAAUGCUGUAAUAAUGCUGGACAAAAGACUGCCUCAGCUGGAGUUGGUAAUAGCUUUUGCCGCAACUUUUGUGGACAUGGAAAAGAUGAAAGGUUCAAAGAAAAUAUGCCGAGACGCCUGGGAUUUGGUUUUAUCAAUGUUUUUGAAUACCUCAAAGAGGGGUGGUAGCGCCGGAGCUGGUUCCGGUUCGGGAGGAGGUAGUUCACGUAAUUCUCCCUGUCUGGCUGUAUCGACAGGACUUUAUCCAUUUUUGAAGCGUAUAAGACACCAGAUGCUCUUUAAUUUGGCCAUUUCAAUGCUGGGUAAAAUCCAUAAUAUACUUAAAGACGAUGUCAAUCAUGAUUUGAAUGGAGAAUACAUGCAACUAUGGCCCACUAGCAUAAGCAAUCCCAUUGGAUAUAACAUAAGAUCCGUUUGUGAGACACUUCACUGGUUGUUAACAGAAGCAUUAAAAUAUUAUCCUCAGACCAUUCCAUGGCUUAAAAUGAAAGGUGAUCUUGAAUUAGCAAUUGGUAAUAAUGAAGCAGCAAUGCGUUGCUAUAUUAAUGCCUUAAUCACUGGCACCGAUUAUUGCAAUGUACCUCUGCCACGAAAUAUAGCAGAUGAUUAUAUCAUACGCAAAAUGAUAAGAUGCUCUUCAAAUCUGGGCUGUCACAUGCAGGCAACGGUUUUAUGUCAGUUUUUGGAAGAAAUCGAUUACGGCAUCGUUUUCAAAAAUCUUACUGAGAAGUCUGCAAAUUUUACCGAUGCUAUGGAUGCGUACUAUAAUUGUAUAUGGGACACCACACUUUUGGAGUUUAUAAUAAAUCUACAUGCCAAGAAGGGGGAACACAGCCGCAAAUUAGAGGCGAUCUCGGUAAUGGGCACUUUGGAAUUGAAUGCCAAUAACAAUGAGGAAAUAAAACGUGAGGCCGCUUCCAUUAGGAAAUCUCGAUUUAUUCGGGCUUUGGCAAAACAGUAUUUACUAUAGAACACACUUUUUAAGAAUAUUUUUACAAAAUUAUUUUUACGAUUUUUAGCAUAUUUUGGAUGAUCAAUGUAUCGACUUUUUUUAAUUUUUUCUUAUUUUUUUUACAAAAAAUCAGUUACAAAAAUCCAUUUGGAAAUGUGCUUAGAAGUAGCCUUCUUUUUUAUACACAAACCGUAAAAGGAAAAAAAAUAAUCAAGUAGAAGUCUAAAUGCUCCAAAUAUGGAGCAAAUACAAAUACAAAGGAGUUAAGGGGUCGAUUAUGGAUAGCAACCCAACUUCAGUUGCCAACUGGUAAAUUUGUAAUAAAAAUUUCCAUUUCCUCUUUGAA
Molecule: messenger RNA, 3455 nt
Organism: Stomoxys calcitrans (stable fly)
Lineage: Eukaryota; Metazoa; Arthropoda; Insecta; Diptera; Muscidae
Gene: IntS8
Product: integrator complex subunit 8
Exons: 14
Coding region: 98-3127 (1009 amino acids)
Biological process (GO): snRNA 3'-end processing
Cellular component (GO): integrator complex
Source: RefSeq, a predicted model, not a curated record